Stylonychia lemnae is the source of this 2241-nucleotide messenger RNA. The record is from the annotation of a GenBank genome assembly. Lineage: Eukaryota; Ciliophora; Spirotrichea; Sporadotrichida; Oxytrichidae.
AUGCAACAAAGCCAACAGAAGAUCUAUUAAUUGCAAAGUCUCAGAGAAGAGUUUUCUGGAUUUCCGAUCUAGCCAACAGUCUCGAAGCCUGCUUAACCAAAGAAAAAUUCUAGUUUGCUCUAAGCACAAAUCAAAUAAGCAUAAUCAAAGAAUCUUGAGCAGACGUUAAAAACAGACGGUAGGAAAACUCAAGUGUGCAAUUCUUUGUACAUUCCAUCUCUGGCAAAGAAGAAAUUGCCAGUAUACCCUUCAUUCCUAUAAAAAGACGAUCAAAAACAAAACAAUGCGAAUUCCAUUGUCAAGUCUAGAUUAUCUGUAUUUAAAGAAUUUCAAGACGUCCCCAAGGAUUAUGCAGCUAUUUCCACGAAGGAUGAUGAAAGCGAUACUGAAUUUGACAAGUAAAUACCAAUUAUCUUAAAAUUGCAUAGGUUGAUGAGUGAAAUUGAUAUGAAUUUAAAACAAAGCUUCCUUGAUAGCUGCCAGAGCUCGCCAAGAAGAGAUCAAGAGCAUUUUGAGACUCUUAACUCUCCUAUCUAAUUCUCAGCUAGGACUCUCCAGCAUUCAAGUUCAGAGAAAAUCAUGAAAAAGGACAAUACUUAACAUUAGCCUUCCAAGAUUCUUAAAAUUAUGAAUGUUAGAGAUCAUCAUUACAUUGUAAAGUACGAGAGAAUUGAAGACGCUGAGUCAGCUUUUACUUCAUUAGCUUAGAAAUACGAAAUAAAUUAUAUUAGCACUUAGCAUGCUUCUGACGAAGCCCUUUACUAUCUAAAUAAGAUUAGAGGUGGAGACUAACAAGAAGAAGAUGCCUGUCUUACAUUAAAUAUGUUUAAACUGAAAAGCAAUGUUUCAUAUUAGAAUAACUCACAAAGAGAUAAUGCUCCCUACCAAGGUUUAAAUACAAUGAAUGAUAGUUUUAAACAAUCAUUUAUCUCAAACUAGACACUGGAGUCUUAUUCCUCAAAUAAUGAAGACAAUAGAAAUCAGGUUUAUACUCAAUAGAGUAACUUGAAAUUCUAACAAAGCUUGUAUUAAAACCAGAUAUAAAGAACAUUUUCUGUUCCAUAAUAUCACCAGAACAAUUUGCAAUACAUUUAAAAUACCUAUCAACAGUAGUAACUUCUAGCAUAGUAAAAUUAAAUGGUAUCAAAUUUCGCUUAAUACUAGUAAUAAUACUAUGGCAAUCAACAAAUUAUGAUGUCAAGGAACGAUGCAAUCUUCCAAAACUAUCAAAACUUUACUCCAGUAUAAAGGAAUCCCUACCAGAUUAAUGACCUUCAAUCGAAGUCAUAAUCUCAAUCCUUUAUCUCAACAGGUUUUGAAUAUGCUGACCAAUCAAAAAUGAUUCCGAAUCACAGCUAUAUACCUCAAAUGCCCUUAAAGGAAUCAAGCAAAUAAAUAACAAAGUCCUUUGAAGAAUAUUUAAGUCUUGAAAAGGCAAUUGAGAGAGUAAACCUAAGUGCCAGUGAUGAAGAAAAUAAAAAUUAAGAGAACGAGACAAACUAAACUACAUAGGUUUCAAAUGAAGUGCUUAACUAAUCGAUAUCGCCAAAGAAUGACAAUGAAGUCAAUUUGUCUGAAAUUCAGCAAAACUUUAUUUUGCCAUCUGAGGAUACCUCUAGUAUUUAACAAUCCUAGAACACAAGACAUAAUACAGGAUUCAAAUUAAAUUUGAAUGAUAUCCUGAACUUUAAGGAUCAGAGAACUACAAUAAUGAUAAAGAACAUCCCAAACAAGUAUACUUAGAAAAUGCUUUUAGCAAAGAUAAACCAAAAUCACAAGGAUAAAUACGAUUUCUUCUAUCUCCCAAUCGAUUUUAAGAACAAAUGCAACGUUGGAUAUGCAUUCAUCAAUUUUGUUGACUCCAUCUUUAUCUUGAAGUUUUUUGAGGAGUUCAAUGGCAAGCGAUGGGAGUGCUUCAACUCAGAGAAAAUCUGUGAGAUUACCUAUGGACGUAUCCAAGGUAAAUUAAACCUCAGCGAGCACUUUGACCAGUCUAACUUAUGGUACUAAAAUGAUAGAAAAGUAAAGCCUUUGAUCUUGAAUGUUGUUCCACCUACCACUAGCUUCCUUAAGGACUACAGAAAAAAUCUACUCUUAAAUUUUGGAUAAAAGGAAACUUAACUUAAGUUCCAAAAGAGAGAGGAAGAAUAAGAUAAAUGCUAGAACUAUACUAAUAGUGGAAAUGACUACAAUGGCUCUACAAGAUAAGUUAGAAAAGCCUUUUUUGAGGUAAACAAAUGA